This is a messenger RNA of Hevea brasiliensis (rubber tree), 3840 nucleotides long. Its product is annotated as formin-like protein 1. NCBI's taxonomy places the organism in Eukaryota, Viridiplantae, Streptophyta, Magnoliopsida, Malpighiales, Euphorbiaceae. Gene Ontology annotation, molecular function: actin filament binding. Gene Ontology annotation, biological process: actin nucleation; actin cytoskeleton organization. The record is from RefSeq and is a predicted model, not a curated record. The transcript has 4 exons. Bases 220 to 3501 code for a protein of 1093 amino acids.
UUCAUGGCAACCCAAACACCAGCAGAAUCUUAGCUGGAUGCACCUCUCCCCCUUUCUGUGUCUCUCUCUUUCCUUCCCUUUUCUUCCUCUCUUUUCCCUCUUCUCAAUCUUUUCAACUCUUUCCCAUUUAACAUUUUCCUCCUUCCUUUUCUCUUACUUUCCCUGGAAAAUACACACUCAUUCUCUGCACUGAAAUCACCAGUUCACUUACACCCCACAAUGCCAACCUCUUCUUCCUUCUUCUUCAUCACAUUCUUCGUCUUAUCCUGUGCCCCUCGCCACUUAUCCUCCACCCCCAACCGUAGGAUCCUCCACCAACCUUUCUUUCCACUUGACACACUUCCUCCUUCUCAACCUCCUUCUACUUCCCCUCCUACUCCAUCAACGCCUCCUAAAAUCCCUUUUUCCACUACUACACCUAAUCAGUCCCCUUUUUUUCCUUCCUACCCUUCUGCUCCACCUCCUCCUGCUCCUGCUACAUUUGCUUCUUUCCCUGCUAAUAUCUCCUCUCUCAUUCUACCUCAGUCUUCUCAACCCAAACCCAAUUCCCAUAAACUCCUCGCUGUUGCAAUUUCGGCUGUCGUCUCUGCUAUUUUUAUCUUGGGUAUUUUCGUGUUUUACUAUGGCCGGCGCCGGCGACUCCGUGGAUUCUCUGAUGACAAGACUUAUAGAUCGGAUAACAGUAACAGACUGCACCCAGCUGAUGCGGACACUACUAACUCUACUCGUCACAAGCUAAGAACCACUUCGACUAGCUCUGAGUUUCUUUAUUUGGGUACUUUGGUUAAUUCGCAUACCAUAGAUGAAGGUUCUAAUGCUCAAGACAAUGCUAAUGUUGGGUCGGAUCCUCGGAAAUUGGAUUCGCCGGAGUUGCUCCCACUGCCACCGCUUAACAGGCAGAGUUCCAGGCUGAAUUUCGGGAAUGGAGAAGUGGGGUAUACUGCGGAUGAGGAAGAAGAGUUUUUCUCGCCGCGAGGGUCUCUGGGAGGUCGAGAGAGCUCGAGCGGGAUGGGAUCGGGGUCCAGAAGAGUGUUUGCGGCUGUCGGUGGUCAGGAUUUUGAUGCAGGAAGUACUGGCUCAAGCACGUAUUCGUCUUCUACUUCGGGCUCUCCUGCUCGGUCUCAAUCACUUAGUAGUUCUCCGCUAGUAAGGUUGAGUCCACGACCAAAAUCGCCGGAUGCUGCUGUUCUUCAGCCUGCUCCAGCACCUCCUGCCCCGCCUCCACCACCACUAAUGCCUCUUCAUAACGACCGGAAGUUUCCAUCACGGUUUCCGUCUGCUGCCUCGUCUCGAGAUGAAUCGCCGUGUGUAUCGUUUAAUUUGGACCGAAACACACAGUCUCCAUCAGCGUCCUCUGCUUCUUCAUCGCCCAACAGGAGUUUGGAGAAAAGCGCAGGUGCAUCACCGCGAAUAUUGAAUGAUUUGGAUCGAAAUGUGCGGUCUCCAUUGCUGUCGCCAGCAAAUGUAUUGAAUGUUUUGGAUCAAAAUAGGCAGUCCCCUUCACUAUCAUCUGUUUCUACAUCACCUGACAGAAGUUUGGAGAAAAGUCCGAAUGCUUCUCCUAGAAUAUCGAAUGAUUUGGAUCGAGAUGUGAGGUCCCCACAUCUGUCUUUUACUUCUACUUCGCCAGAUAAAAUUUUUGAGAGGGCCUCGUCUCCGAGAUUAUCGAAUGGUUUGGAUCGAAAUGCGCACUCGCCUUCAUUUUCUUCAACUUCGACUUCACCAGGCAGAGAUUUGGACAAGAACCCACUCGCAUAUCCCAGAAUUUCAAAUGUUUCGGAUCAAAGUAAGGGGUCUUCUUCACUGUCUUCAGCUUCUUCGUCGCCAGGUAGAGGUUUGGAAAAGAGCCCAGGUGCAUCACCAAGAAUGACUUCGAGUGUUUUUGGUCUAAAUGCGAGAACUAGCAGUGUUUUAGGCCAGCCUAUUUCAGUUCCACCUCCUCCUCCUCCUCCUCCUCCUCCUCCACCACCACCACCUCCACAACAACAACAAAGAUACGGGAACUCUCCAGUUGCGUCAACUCGGACAGGCCAACCAAUUACCAAACCGCCAGAGCUUAUAACGCCUUCAAUGCCUUUUGUAUUACAAAGAAUAUCUAUGGUGUCUCCAAUUGAAUUGCAACCUAGUUCUAAAACAAUUGAGGAUGUGGACGAGACUAUCAAGCCAAAGUUAAAACCUUUGCACUGGGAUAAAGUUAGAGCGAGCUCCGACCGAGAAAUGGUUUGGGAUCAGCUCAGGUCAAGCUCCUUUAAGUUGAACGAGGAGAUGAUGGAAACACUGUUUGUUGUAAACACUCCAAACCCAAAACCAAACCAGACAACUCCACGUUCUGUUAUUCCAUCACCAAACCAGGAGAAUAGGGUACUUGAUCCCAAAAAGGCGCAGAACAUAGCAAUUUUGCUCAGGGCACUCAAUGUGACAAUUGAGGAAGUUUGUGAAGCCCUUUUAGAAGGCAAUACAGAUACACUUGGAACUGAGCUUCUAGAAAGUUUAUUGAAGAUGGCUCCUACCAAAGAAGAAGAACGUAAGCUAAAGGAAUAUAAAGAUGAUUCACUAAACAAGCUUGGUCAUGCUGAGAAAUUCCUCAGGGCUGUGCUUGAUGUACCUUUUGCAUUUAAGAGAGUGAAUGCAAUGCUUUACAUAACCAAUUUUGAGUCUGAGGUUGAGUACCUCAAGAGGUCUUUUCAAACUCUAGAGGCAGCCUGUGAAGAACUGAGAAGUAGUAGGAUGUUCUUGAAACUUCUAGAAGCUGUGCUCAAGACAGGGAACCGCAUGAAUGUUGGGACUAACCGUGGUGAUGCCCAUGCCUUCAAGCUUGACACACUUCUCAAGCUUGUUGAUGUCAAGGGUGCAGAUGGAAAGACCACACUCUUGCAUUUUGUUGUACAGGAAAUUAUAAGAACUGAAGGUGCUCGUCUUUCAGGUAUCAACCAAACUCCAAACUUCAUCUCAAGUGAAGAUGCUAAGUGUAGAAAGCUUGGCCUGCAAGUUGUUUCUGGUCUAAGCUCAGAGUUCGCUAAUGUGAAGAAAGCAGCUGCUAUGGAUUCUGAUGUACUUAGCAGUGAUGUUGCCAAACUUUCCAAGGGCAUUGAGAACAUCAAUGAUGUUGUGCAAUUAAAUGAAACAAUGGGGGUGGAUGAAACCAGACAGAAAUUUUCAGAUGCAAUGAAAAGAUUCAUGAAAAUGGCGGAGGAGGAGAUCUGUAGGAUUCAAGCCCAUGAAAGUGUUGCCUUGUCUUUAGUGAAAGAGAUUACAGAGUACUUCCAUGGGAAUUCAGCUAAGGAAGAAGCUCACCCUUUCAGAAUCUUCAUGGUGGUGAGGGAUUUUCUGAGUGUCCUUGAUCGGGUAUGCAAAGAAGUUGGUAUGAUAAAUGAGCGAACGAUAGUUAGUUCUGCCCAUAAGUUUCCAGUUCCUGUAAAUCCAACUCUGCCACAGGUAUUUUCUGGACCCAACGCUAGGAAGCAAUGCAGUUCCUCUGACGAUGAGAGUGCAUCUUCUUAGCAUUUAUGGCCUGCACGAGGUUGAAUUUUUGUUGCAUUCCAGAAACUGCCUAAGGCUGGUGUUUGGGGUUGGCUGGGUUUGGUGCAGGCCCGCCUGCCAGAUUCCUGUAAUUUAUUAUUUUUUGUCCAAUAUUUGUAUAAAGUUUUGAGUUUGCUUGUCUUAUAAAUAGUAUACGGAGAUCUUCCUUGAGAAGAAUAAGGCAGAAGUGCUCGAUCUGGUGGGUGGGUAAUGACCUGUUAUAGGAACGUUGUUUAGUUAUAGAAUUAAAGCUGUGAUUAUAGCAGACAAAAAAAAGGCUCGACUACUGGAUUUUCCUUUUAUAUAGAAGAAUUUGUGCUA